CAGCCGUCUCCACCAUGUCCUACUAUGAGCAUAUCGUCUUUGAGGAUUACUACAAUGACACCGGCUCUGGCUCUGGCUCUGGGGAACUUGGAGUGGAUCUGGAGGAGCCCUGUGGUGUGGAGCACAUGACAACUACUGAGCUUCAGCAAGUCUUCUUGCCUGUCAUUUAUGCCCUUAUCUUCAUUCUGGGCAUCACCGGAAACGGCUUGGUUGUCGUAGUCCUAGGCUGCCAACGCAGGUCGAAAUGCAGCCUCACAGACUGGUACCGCCUGCAUCUCUCUGCUGCGGAUCUCCUCUUCGUUCUGGCUCUGCCGUUCUGGGCGGUGGAUGCAGCCUUGGCUGACUGGCGUUUCGGAGCUGCCACCUGCAUUGGAGUGCAUGUCAUCUACACGGUCAACCUGUACGGCAGCGUGCUCAUCCUGGCAUUCAUCAGCCUGGACCGCUACCUUGCGGUGGUCCGAGCCACGGACACCAACACUAGUGGGCUGAGGCAGCUGCUGGCUCACAAACUGGUGUAUGUAGGUGCCUGGUUGCCCGCUGGCCUGCUGGCAGUGCCAGAUUUGAUAUUUGCCCGCACUCAGGAAGGAGGAGAGGGGUCAACUCUGUGCCAGAGAUUCUACCCAGAAGAAAAUGCUCCUCUCUGGGUUGCAGUCUUCCACCUCCAGCUCGUCCUGGUGGGUCUGUUGAUCCCUGGGCUGGUGCUCCUGGUGUGUUACUGCGUCAUUGUCACCAGGCUGACCCGUGGCCCACUGGGGGGCCAGAGGCAGAAGCGACGGGCGGUCAGGACUACCAUCGCGCUGGUGCUCUGCUUCUUCGUGUGUUGGCUCCCUUAUGGAGCGGGCAUUUCUGUGGACGCUCUGCUGCGGUUGGAAGUCCUGCCCCGCAGCUGCAGGCUGGAAGCUGCUUUAGGCGUGUGGCUGUCGGUAGCUGAGCCCAUGGCGUUCGCUCACUGUUGCCUGAACCCACUGCUGUACGCCUUCCUCGGGGCCGGGUUCAAGAAUUCGGCCCGCAGAGCUCUCACUCUG
Neolamprologus brichardi is the source of this 1025-nucleotide messenger RNA. The record is from RefSeq and is a predicted model, not a curated record. NCBI's taxonomy places the organism in Eukaryota, Metazoa, Chordata, Actinopteri, Cichliformes, Cichlidae.